Saprolegnia parasitica CBS 223.65 is the source of this 1920-nucleotide messenger RNA. RefSeq lists its product as hypothetical. Gene Ontology annotation, molecular function: malonyl-CoA decarboxylase activity. Gene Ontology annotation, biological process: fatty acid biosynthetic process; positive regulation of fatty acid oxidation; malonyl-CoA catabolic process. The record is from RefSeq and is a predicted model, not a curated record. Gene Ontology annotation, cellular component: peroxisomal matrix; mitochondrial matrix. The transcript has 5 exons. The coding region runs from base 19 to 1887 and encodes 622 amino acids. NCBI's taxonomy places the organism in Eukaryota, Oomycota, Saprolegniomycetes, Saprolegniales, Saprolegniaceae.
UGGCGAUCCAACUUUUGCAUGUUCGGGCCGGCGUGGUUCGAAGCCCAUCGGAAGCCGGCGGUAGCGCCCGUGGCCAAGACCAAGGUCCCGUUCGACCGGCAGGCCUUCGUCGCCGACGUCAAGGCCGCGGUUGAGGACACGGACCAGCACCACGACGCGGGCUUUGUCUGGGAGUACAAGCGGCGACGCGACUUUGCGGCGAGCGUCAUUGCUUCGUACAGCGCGUUUACAGACGAGCAGAAGCUCGACAUGCUGCUCGCGCUCGCUGUGGACCUCGGCAGCCAAGACAUGUCGCUGCUCGUGCGGUCGCUGCCAUCCCUGCUGCGGGCGCACCUCGUGUUCCAGGUGCUCGCGGCCGCGCUCGGCUUCAACCCACCGACGGACCUCGACACAUACAAGCACGUCAAGCACGGACUCGUGCCUGUGCCCGAGCACUUUUGCAUCCUUCUCGGGUCUGUUCCGAACGGCUAUGCGUUCCUGCUGCAGCUGCGCUCGGACCUCUCGCUCGGUCUCAAGAAGUACCAUCGCAUCUUGCCGACGCACGAGGUGAACGCGCUAAUGUACCUCGACUUGCUUUUGCGCGAUCUCUUUGCGACGCAGUCGGGCGUGCACUUUCGGAGCAUCGAUUUGAGAUCCGAGAACGCCGAAACGAUUGCGGUCGUGCUCCAGAAGGAGCGCGUGCACCGCAUGCGCAACUGGGAAGACCUCGAGCAGCGCUUGUCGGGCCCCAACCGGCGCUGCUACGGCAUGUUUCACUCCAACUUGCCGCACCAGCCGCUCGUCUUUCUUGAGACGAUUGUCACUACGGAGCUCUCGAGCAACAUUGACAGAAUUUUGUCGCCUGCGACGGGGCCGCCCGUGACGACGCCGACGCACGCGAUCUUUUACUCGAUUUCCAACACGCACUUGGGUCUUCGCGGCUUGAACCUCGCGAGCCACUUGCUCUUCCUCACCAUCACGCGCGUCGCGCGCACGUACCCGAGCGUGCACACGUUUGCGACCUUGUCGCCGGUCCCGUCGUUCCGCAGCUGGUUUAGCCACCAAGUGACAGCCAACCCGAUCAAGAAGCAGAGCCACCAGCUCUUGUGGUUUACGCCCGAGAACUUUCAAGUGCUCCAAGAAGUGUUUGGGGUCAACGCGCUCUCGGCCUCCAAGUGGCUCCGCAAGCAACUCGACGCGAACGAGUGGCACACCAAGCCCCACGCUAGCAUCUUUAAAGAGCUGGCCAAAGACGUGCUCACGCGGCUCUGUCUCAACUAUAUUCUCUUCGAGCGCGAGGCGUGCCCCGUGGGCGAAGGCGACGAUGGCCCGAACUUGCGCAUUGUCGACCCGGUCGCCAACUUUCAUCUGCAGAACGGCGCGCAAGUCGAGCGGCUCAAUUUCGACGCCGACCUCUCGAGCGCCGGGUUUGAGAACGCAUAUGGGCUCAUGAUCAACUACAAGUACUCGAUCAAGAGCGUCGACGUGACGUCUAUGUCGUACAAGCGCAACUCGACGGUCGCGCUCUCGCCGCCGCUGCUUCCGAUCCUCUGGCCGUCCCGCCACCCGAUCUUUGAUGAGAUCCAAGCGCUCGCCGCGGCCGGCGGCCCCAACAUUUUGAUUCUCGCCAAGCAAUACACCAAGGGCCAAGUCAUCAUGACCCGCGGCCAAGCGCCCCACGCCGUGUACUUCCUCUGGUACGCAAGACAAGGGCAAGGUCCACGUCGAGACAGCACGCCCUGCACGCUGGACCUCGGCAGCGUCUUUGGCGAGGCCGAGAUUCGAACGGGCGAGCCUGUGCGGUACACCAUCCGCGCGCUCACGCUCUGCCAUGUGCUCUUUGUGCGCGCGACCGAUAUGCAGCACGUGCGCAAGACGACGAAUGCGAGCAUGGCAAGUCGGUUGUAAGGGUAAUACAUAUAAGACUUAUAUAAAAGGGGG